AUGAGUGCAAGUGUUCAUGUUGCAGCAUUAGAAGGUCAACUUUAUGCAGUUCAACAAGUCAUAAAGUCUGAGCCUACGGCUGUAAAUUCGAAAGACGAGUUUUUAUUAGAUAAUGGUUCAGACGUAAAUGCUGCUGAUGAGGCAUAUUGGACUCCUUUACAUAUUGCUGUUUCAACAGGAAAUUUAGCCGUGACAGAAAAACUUUUACAAUUAGGCGCCAUUGUCAGUUCUCAAAAUGAGAUGGGCCUUACUCCAUUACAUUACGCAGCUUCCAAGAAUAGGAUUGAGAUUGGAACUUUGUUAUUGGAAAGAGGUGCCGAUCUGAAUAUUAGAGAUCAAAAUAAUCAAACCCCUCUCCAUCGAAGUGCGGUCCGCGGAUAUACCAUGUUUGUGAAAUUAUUGCUCGAAAAAGGCGCCAGACCUAACGUAGCUGAUAAAGUCAAGAACACUCCAUUACAUUUGGCGUGCGAAGAAGGAUACGGUGACUGUGUAUUAGUGCUGAUUGAAAAUGGUGGAGAUAUUACACUCGAAAACGAGCAAAAGAAAACGCCAUUAGAUUUGUGCAAGAAGCAAUUGAAAGAUUUCAUUUUACAACAAACUUCAACAGAGGAAUAA
Messenger RNA from Cetraspora pellucida, 615 nucleotides. NCBI's taxonomy places the organism in Eukaryota, Fungi, Glomeromycota, Glomeromycetes, Diversisporales, Gigasporaceae. The record is from the annotation of a GenBank genome assembly.